This is a messenger RNA of Penicillium canariense, 279 nucleotides long. RefSeq lists its product as uncharacterized. Bases 1 to 279 code for a protein of 92 amino acids. The transcript has 4 exons. Lineage: Eukaryota; Fungi; Ascomycota; Eurotiomycetes; Eurotiales; Aspergillaceae. The record is from RefSeq and is a predicted model, not a curated record.
AUGGCCGCCUCGAUCGCCCCCGAAUGCAAUGACAUCAAAGAUCAGGAAACUUUAGCGACUAAGAUGAAGCUGCCCAGAAAAUAUGACACUUGCUUUCUGAAGUGGUAUAGCGAGAAAUAUCUCCGUGGCAACACUUCAUCGAAUGACUGUGAGGAGCUAUUCAAGAAGUACAAGACCUGCCUGAAUAAAUCUCUUAAGGAGAAGGGCAUUGACACGAUGCUGGAUGACGCUCGAAAGAGCAGCAGUGAGACCGAUUCCGAGUUUCUUAAGAAGUCAUGA